CUGGCCGUGCCCGAGACACCAUCAGCUAAAUUUGGGAGAUUAUGUUCAACCGGGCCUGGGAUCGGGUUGCCGGGUCACAUGGUGGGGCUGUAUUUAACACGAGGCGUCCGAGACCCCCCUGCUCUGUCCGCUGCCUGCAGAGCUGUGCUUCCCCGGCCUCUGACCGUCAUGUUCUUGGUCCUCGUAGCCACCCCGGAGCUGAAGGACUUCUUUGCCAAGGCUCGGAACGGAUCCAUCAGGCUCAUCAAAGUCGUCAUCGAGGAUGAACAGCUCGUGCUGGGUGCCUUCAGGGAGCCAGCCCAGGGAUGGGAACAAGACUACGACGCUGCCGUCCUGCCUCUGCUCGAUGAGGGCCAGCCCUGCUACAUCCUGUACCGGCUAGACUCCCACAAUGCCCAGGGUUUCCAGUGGAUUUUCAUUGCCUGGUCCCCUGACAGCUCUCCGGUCCGGCUAAAGAUGCUUUAUGCAGCCACGAGAGCAACGGUGAAGAAAGAAUUUGGUGGAGGCCAUAUCAAGGAUGAACUCUUUGGGACGGUGAAGGAUGACCUCUCCUUCAGCGGCUACCAGAAACACGUGUCGUCCUGCGCCGCCCCGGCCCCGCUGACCAUGGCAGAGAGGGAGCUCCAGCAGAUCCGCAUCAAUGAGGUGAAAACAGAGAUCAGUGUGGAGAGUAAGCACCAGACCCUGCAGGGCCUCGCCUUCCCCCUCCAGCCGGAGGCCCAGCAGGCCAUUGCGCUGCUAAAACAGAAGAAAGUCAACUAUGUCCAGCUGAAACUGGACCUGGAACGAGAAACCAUUGAGCUGGUACACACAAACCCCACGGAGGUGGCGGAUCUGCCCAAGAGAGUGCCCCAGGACUCUGCCCGCUAUCACUUCUUCCUCUACAAGCAUUCACAUGAGGGCGACUACCUGGAGUCUGUGGUGUUCAUCUACUCUAUGCCCGGGUACAAGUGUAGCAUCAAGGAACGGAUGCUCUACUCCAGCUGUAAGAGUCGCCUCCUGGACUCUGUGGAACAGGAUUUCCAGCUGGAGAUCACCAAGAAGAUGGAGAUCGACGAUGGGGCGGAGCUGACGGCCGAGUUCCUGUAUGAUGAAGUCCAUCCCAAACAACAUGCCUUCAAGCAGGCCUUUGCCAAGCCCAAAGGCCCCGUGGGCAAAAGGGGCCAGAAGCGGCUCAUCCGGGGCCCGGGCGAGAAUGGGGACGAGAGCUAGGCGAGGGCCCGGCCCUCCUGUCCCGUCUUCGGCCGCAGGCUGAGCCCGAGUGGGCCGAGAACUGUUCGGUGUCCUGAAUUGCAGUGACCUGGGCUCUGGCCCCUGGAGAGACCCCUCCGCCUCCCCCAGGAGUUUCUGUGUGUUUGUUCUCUUUCUCCCCCCUUCUCCCUCUUCCUGCCUCCUUCGCUCUCUCAGGGUGUCUCCCAGACGUGUGAGUUCCUGUCAGCCCCUGCUUCACCGGCUCCCCCAGAGUUAACCCCGUCCACAUUUCCACCCCGCCGUCUCCGGCCCUCCCCCCCCCCCCCCAGCUCUGCACCAUUUCGCAGUCCUUCGGACCCUUCCCCAUUUGGUGAGCCCGGUCCCCCUCGCACACGCAGUCCCUCUGCUGGCCGGUUCAGGGGGGCCGGGCAGGCUUCUUUUUGAGGUGGGGGCAGCAUCCCUGGACGGGAGGAGACAGGCAGAGGCUGGGACGUGGGAAUGGGCUGCACUGGGGUGAGGAGCAGCGACCUUUAGCUGGGACCUGAACCUGCCUCUACCCUCCAAGUGCCCCCGGGAUGGCACGGGAAUUCCGGGUGUGGUGGUGGAAGCUCAGCGCCUGAAGGGAUGGGGGGGCUGAGGGUGCAGGACUUCCUGUACUGAAUGCUGUAUUUUCUAAGGAAUAUUAAAGUAUUUUUAAAUCAA
This is a messenger RNA of Monodelphis domestica (gray short-tailed opossum), 1893 nucleotides long. The record is from RefSeq and is a predicted model, not a curated record. NCBI's taxonomy places the organism in Eukaryota, Metazoa, Chordata, Mammalia, Didelphimorphia, Didelphidae.